UAACGUACGGCAGCUGACAGCCGUGGAAAAGUUUAUCUGACUCCCGACCUCCUACUCACCCCCUACGCAACUUUAGUAAACAAUUGGACGAUACCUUCCUUGUCUAGCAUCAACCUCUUUAAGGCUUGUGCUUCCACAAACAUGGCUGAGCAAUGAGCAUGGCACAAACCCCGGGAAAACUCUUCACACCCAUUCUCUCAAGAGCCGAGUUCAGUCCAAGAUCGUAUGGAAUAGAUGAAAAUCUAACGGUCAAAGCAGCCCAACCAUGUCGAUGCCAAUUGGAAGCAUACACCUAAGUUUGACCGAAAGUCUAAAGUCUAUAUUGGUAGAUCAUGGUACGAUAGAAAGAAAGAACCGUUUUCCCAAACGUUUUCAGUUCCUCUAUUUGAAUUUCGGAGAAUUUAUCGAUACACAUGAAGUACGGCCCCAUUAGAACGUUUCGAUAGCUCGAAUGUUUCGUAGUAUUCUGUCGCAAUUCGACGUCCCCGAUUGUGAUAGGCAAUCAUCUAUGAAGUAGGGUGGGAGUAGGAUGGUUCAAGCUUCUCGAAAUAUGCCGCACCACUGUUGGGUUAAUUCCUACUUUUCGUUGGUUGGAUGAGCACUGUACUUGCUCGAUUGGUAAAAUUCCCAAGACAGCAUCUUGCCAAGAAACAUGGAUAGAAUCCCCUCAAGGGGUCGACACGAGACCACGGAUACAGUUAUCCAAAACCCACUCACUGACUUACCAUGUCGGGGAUUCCAACAGGUAAGGGACAUGACGGCCACGACCAUUGACUAGAAGCAGAACAAAUUAUGGGGCAGAUCAACGACAAACUUUGACAUCAGCAUUCGUCCCACUUUGCUUGCAAAUUCCAGCUUCAAGGUUGUUGGAGCAUGGCAUAAUGUUUAAUAUUCGCAGGGUUAUAAUACAUGCACUUAUACAUGAUCAGAUUCUCCCAAGUUUACGAUAGCGUUCGUUGUAGUUUUUUUGGCUUUUUGAAUUCCUUCCUUUCAUUUCGUACUUUACUGUCGUUAAUACUAUCGUUGAUAUUUACGCGACCAAAGGUACUAAGGAGUCAUCAUGAAGUUGUCCCUCAAUAUUAUGGCUGUCGUGGCCAGUUUGACCAUGGUUUGUACAGCACAGUCCUCGUUAAUCCCCAGGGAUUCGUCCGCCUCUCUUUUAGCGGCCGCCCAAGCAUCAUACCCGACUUGCUCGCUAAAAUGUAUGGCACAAGCUAUUCCAACGUCUGGAUGUGAUGCGACAGAUAUCAUAUGUCUUUGCACAAACGCUGAAUUACAAGAGAGCAUUACACUCUGCGCGAUGCAAAGCUGCACUAUUUUUGAACUUCUCACUACCAAAAAUGUUACCCAGACCAUGUGUAGCGCACCGGUGCGAGAUAGGAGAAAAGAUGGCGAGUAUAUUGGCGUUAUUGGAGGUUGUGUUGCCUUGCUAGCCUUCUUUGGACGGUUGCUGGCCACCGCUUUGAAAGUAAGGCAAUGGGGUAUGGAUGACUGGUCAAUGUGUGUUGUUGUGGCUUUGGCAACCCCUCCGACUGUUUUCUCUGUCAUCUUGGCCAACAAUGGCCUCGGAAAAGAUAUGUGGACUCUGACAGCUGAUGAAAUCACAAAUGUUUUGUUUUACUAUCUUCUGGGCGAAUGUUUUUAUCUUGCUGCAAUGGCCAUGACCAAAGUUACAUUCUGCCUUCUUUUCCUUCGAGUUUUUCGCGAGAAGCCCUUCAUCUAUUAUGUUUGGGGCACACUCGGACUUUCUGUUGCCUAUGGUAUUAGCUUUGUGAUAGCAACAAUCUUUCAAUGCUGGCCGAUUAGCUAUGGAUGGAAUCAAUGGGAUGGCUUGCACACUGGAACUUGUAACAAUAUCAAUCUCCAAGGAUGGCUAAGUUCUAUUCUCAAUAUUGUUUUGGAUAUUAUAGUCAUUGGCCUGCCACUGAACAAACUGUCCAAACUGGUCAUGUCUCCAACGAAAAAAAUAACUAUUAUGUUUAUGUUCUCUCUAGGACUAUUCGUUACUGCAAUAAGCAUCAUACGACUUCAUGCGCUCAUUGAAUUUGCCAAUACAACAAACAUAACCUGGGACUACAGUCCAGCGGGAUAUUGGAGUACUCUCGAAAUGCACGUUGGCAUAUUCUGCGGGUGCUUACCAGCAUUACGACCUCUACUGAAUAUGAUAAUGCCAAAAUUACAGACAACUGCCGCAGUGAGCACUCAAAGAACUGCCGGAACGACUGGCAAGAGAUCAUUCAUGAGCUCUAAAGCUUCAGCGCCGAAGAAGACCGAGAAUAAUGAUUUCAUUCCACUUGAUGACGUCGAUGCUUCAAGUACAAAGUUCUUGACCAGUUCUCAUUGCAACGCUGUCUGAAGGCAUUCCAUUCAUGGCUUUAUUAUUAUUAAAGAAGGUUGGGGAGUUUAUUUAUGAAACGCCGGCGUGCAUUAUGAGAUAAACAUUCCAGAAUUAUUUUCCUUCGAAUUUCGUUUUAAUUCACGAGCGUUUGAACUGGGUCUGAGACUCCCCGAAGGACGCAAACGCAAUGUACAUAUCUAAUUAUAACCCACAGCACGAGAUCUGAUUGGUCAACAGUACCUCAAUAUUUUAAAUCUCUUCAUUUUGGGCUGGAUUUUUCUUCGUCGUUUUGAAUAGACAGUCUUCGCCAAACCUUCUUGGCAGGCGAGCCUUUCCAUUGCUGAGGCUCUACAUAUAUUCAUCUUUGAUUUGUCAAUCUAUUUUCAUCAAUGUACUAAUGUGCACCACACCGCUAACUCUGACAUCACAAUUAAAUCC
Messenger RNA from Botrytis byssoidea, 2776 nucleotides. RefSeq lists its product as uncharacterized. The record is from RefSeq and is a predicted model, not a curated record. Lineage: Eukaryota; Fungi; Ascomycota; Leotiomycetes; Helotiales; Sclerotiniaceae. The coding region runs from base 1061 to 2356 and encodes 431 amino acids. The transcript has 9 exons.